This is a messenger RNA of Linum trigynum, 1884 nucleotides long. NCBI's taxonomy places the organism in Eukaryota, Viridiplantae, Streptophyta, Magnoliopsida, Malpighiales, Linaceae. The record is from the annotation of a GenBank genome assembly.
AUGCCGAAGAAAGCUUUCCCGAGGAUUGACCACGAGGAUCUCAUCCUUUUACUUCGACCCUUUAUUGGGGAGGAUAUUCAUGGAGCAGUCCAGGACAUGAAGCCGUUUCAGGCGCCGGGACCUGAUGGAUUCCAGGCCAUCUUCUACCAAAAAUCUUGGCAAACCGUCGGGAAAGCUCUUAUUGAUAUGGCUGUUAGUUUUUUCUCGACAGGAAUUCUGCCGGAGAAGGUGGUUGAGUCGACGGUGGUGCUCAUCCCCAAAGUGGAUCAUCCUGAAAGGGUCUCACAACUCCGACCGAUAUCUCUGAACAACGUGUGCCUUAAAGCUAUCACGAAGGCUAUCACCAACCGACUGAAGCCGAUUAUGAGAAAGAUUGUAGCGCCCCGUCAGAGCAGCUUUAUCCCAGGAAGACAAACCACUGAUAAUAUUAUUGUGUUGCAGGAGGUUCUUCACUCUCUUAGGAAGAAGAAAGGCAAGAGAGGAGGGAUUGUGCUUAAGAUCGACCUCGAAAAAGCCUAUGAUAGGCUAAGAUGGGACUUUCUCCGGGAUACUUUGAAGGAAGUGGGUUUGCCUAGCUUGUGGAUCAAUUGCAUCAUGUUUUGUGUAGAGAGUAACAAAAUGCGUCUGCUUUGGAAUGGGGAACUUUCUGAUCCGAUCACCCCUACCAGGGGAGUCCGCCAGGGAGACCCUCUCUCCCCUUAUCUUUUCGUCUUGUGCAUGGAAAGGCUCUCUCACAGAAUUGAUCAAGCUAUCCAGGAAAAAAAUUGGAAACCGUUGAGCCUUUCUAGAGGAGGCCCCUUGAUUUCUCACCUGUUUUUUGCAGACGAUCUUAUUCUUUUUGCAGAAGCAGAUGGGGCUCAGGUGCGGAUAAUCAAAAGAUGUCAGGAUGAGUUCUGCCAUAGCUCCGGGCAGCGAGUUAACUAUGAGAAAUCGGCAAUUUUUGUUUCGGCUAACAUUGACAGGAGGAGAGCGAGAAGAUUGUCUCAGCGGGCAGGCAUCCCCCUCACUGUGGACCUGGGGCGCUACCUUGGUGUGAUGGCGAUCCAUGGUCGAGUCACCAGAACCAGAUACCAGGACCUUAUGCUGCGGAUCCAACGGAAGCUAGCCCCUUGGAAGACCAAACAUCUUUCGCUCGCCGCCCGGAUCACUGUAGUUAAGUCCAUUUCAGCCUCUAUUCCGAUUUAUCCUAUGCAAACAGAAAUGCUCCCUAUGAAUGUUUGCAGGUCUCUGGAUCGGAUCAAUAGGAGCUUCAUAUGGGGAGAUACCGAGGAGAAGAAAAAGCUCCACCUGGUACCCUGGGAACGCUUGCUGUUACCAAAACAGAGUGGGGGGCUAGGGAUCAGAUCGACUAGAGAAGUCAAUCUAGCUAUGUUGGCUAAAGGUGGGUGGCGCAUCAUCAAGGAGAAGGAGACUCUAUGGACUCAGCUAGUUCUGUCAAAGUACGGGAAGGGCCAAACGCAUCUCGAUCUUCUGAGGCCUGUUCAGGGAAGUUCCUUUACCUGGUCUAGCUUUGCGAAGGCGGGGAACCUUCUUAGGAAGGGAUGCGCCUGGAAUAUUCAUAGGGGUAACCGAACUAAGUUUUGGUAUGAUAUAUGGCUAUCGCAGGUACCUCUCCAAGAGCUGGUGACGGAUCAAAUUCCUGAAGCAGAUCAAGACCUGUUGGUGGAGGAAUUUGUGGAUGAAGACGGGAAUUGGAAGACGGAGGAGUUCGAGCACAUUCUCCCCGUGGACAUAGUUCGAAAAAUAACCACUCGGGCAGUAGAUCCUCUCUCGACCGAAGAAGACACUCUCCUUUUGCAGCCGACGCCGAAUGGUCGUUUUUCUACCAAGAGUGCCUACCAGUUGCUCCAAGACCCUAUCAAUGAUGAGAACCACCAAUUUUAG